CUCCCUACAUUGUGAGGAGAGGGAAGGGCAGAGACAAAACUAGAGUGAGAAAAUCCCUCAAGAGAGAGGUGGCACCAAGCUCAAGCUAGAGAGAGAAAGAUACAUUUAUACACAGCAAUGGGCAACAGCCUUAGGUGCUGCCUGGCAUGCGUCCUUCCCUGCGGCGCGCUGGACCUGAUCCGGAUCGUCCACCUGAACGGCCGCGUCGAGGAGUACGGCCGGACGGUGGCCGCAGGCGAGAUCCUCGCCGCCAACCCGAACCACGUGCUGAGCAAGCCGUGCUCGCAGGGCGUCGUGCGGAGGAUACUCAUCGUAUCCCCGGACUCCGAGCUGGAGCGCGGAGGGAUAUACUUCCUCAUCCCGGCGUCGUCCGUGCCGCCGGAGAAGAAGAAGAAGAGCAACAAGAGCCCGGCGCCGACCUCGCAGGGCGAUCAGGUCAAGACACCGACGGUGUCGAGCUGCCACGGCAAGACCAACAAUCUCAAGAGCAAUGGGCGCCGUGACUUGGGUGAUGCGUUGUCGCAAAAGAGGUCGUCGUCACACCGGCGGCGCACGAGCCCCGGCAGCCGUACCGCCGUGUGGAGGCCACACCUCGAGUGCAUUGUUGAGCACACUUGAACCAUGGAUCAUUUCUUCUUCUUCAUCUUCUUUUUUUCCUUUUUUUUUGUGAAAUCAAGGGGGGUUGAUGUGCCACCAACAUGGUGUUUUGCUCUCUUGUGUGGUUAAUGUUUAUUUUUCUCCCUUUUUUAGGGUGAAAGUAUGCAUCCAUGUAAUGCUUUCCCCUUCCUACAUGUAUAUAUGAUGGAAAUGGAGAGGGAGGGUUGUCAAUUCUUCCCUUGUUCGUGUUCUGUAAUUUCUAUCUUUUUCAUGUUUUUCAGGGUGUUUCAAUUUUCACAGCUUUGUGCAGUGCUUGAAGGAAGAGAACAAAUGCAAGAUGGCACAUAGCUUUCUCUUCAAAAACAAAAGAAUAAUUUAAUGACAAGU
This is a messenger RNA of Phragmites australis (common reed), 984 nucleotides long. RefSeq lists its product as uncharacterized. The record is from RefSeq and is a predicted model, not a curated record. Lineage: Eukaryota; Viridiplantae; Streptophyta; Magnoliopsida; Poales; Poaceae. The coding region runs from base 118 to 618 and encodes 166 amino acids. The transcript has a single exon.